Thunnus maccoyii (southern bluefin tuna) is the source of this 6746-nucleotide messenger RNA. Its product is annotated as tensin-2-like. Bases 678 to 5309 code for a protein of 1543 amino acids. Gene Ontology annotation, biological process: peptidyl-tyrosine dephosphorylation. Gene Ontology annotation, molecular function: protein binding; protein tyrosine phosphatase activity. NCBI's taxonomy places the organism in Eukaryota, Metazoa, Chordata, Actinopteri, Scombriformes, Scombridae. The transcript has 27 exons. The record is from RefSeq and is a predicted model, not a curated record.
CCCCCAUGAGGAAGAGGAGAGCAAGAGGGGUUGAAGUGAAGCCAAAGGAAAGGGGAAGGGCCUGACAUCAACGAGCCAAAACAGCUGCCCCCUUCUCCCCCAUGGAGAGAAAGCAAGAGAAGCCUGAUGGAGCGAGAGAGGGGAAGACUGGAGGGUCUGUAAGUACGUGUGGAGCAGGAGAGAGAGCACCGUACGAGACGUUUAAGGGUUUGUAGAGGCAAAGAGAGAAAGAGGUAUUGGCAAGUGGAAAGGGGGAAGGGAAGAGAGAGAGAGAGAGGUGGUGAGUGUAUGCUUGCAUGCUUUCCGAGUGAGGAUAGCCAGAGAGCAAGGGACAGGGAAGAGUGUAAGAGGAGAGGGGAGGAAAGAGUGGAAGGUCUGUGCUUGGUGACACUUCUUGGAGGGGAGAAAGAGGGUUGUAAGAGGAGAGGGGAAAGGGGGGAAUAGGCAGGACAAGCUGUUAGAUAGAAGGUGUGAGGAGUCACUAGGGGGAAGAACGAACAUGCUGCAGAGGUCCCUUAGAAGACUGCCAGAAACAUAAGGAGGCCCUUCAAACAUGAAGUGUUGAGAGGAGGAAAAAGAAGAGGGACCUUCUGGAGUAAAAAAGCACUCGUCCAGGGCGAGCGGAUAAUAGCUGACGAAACUGAAGAUACAAGGGGAAAGAGGUAUCUGCUGGAAGUAUGGGGUGCAUUCACAGCACGAGCACUGGCAGGUUGAAGAAACAUGGACCUGACGCAGGAGGAAUCCCCGUAAAGGCCCCUGAGGUACAUCCUGAAAUCCUGCAACUUGCUGAGCUUGCCAAAGCAGGAAGCCACGCCUUCACAGAGAGGAGCUUCAAGAAGAGACGCUUGUGCGAUGUAUGCAAGCAGAACAUCGACGACCCUGGGGCUUUCUGCAAGGAGUGCAAGACUGCAGUUCACAAAACAUGUGAAGCCAAGGUGUCUCCCACCUGUAUCUCAACAACGGACCAGCAGGACUCCAUUAAAUCAACAUCACAGAAGAAAAGAGGCUCCAUACCAAGGAGUAAAAGUGUGGAACAAGUGAUGGAGCGUGUGAUGGAGCGCCACUACGAUUUUGACCUCACCUACAUCACGGAGAGGAUCAUCUCUGUCUUCUUUCUGCCAGACCUGGAGGAACAGCGGUACCGCCGAAACCUACAGGAAGUGGCCUCCAUGCUUAAAUCCAAGCACCAAGACAAGUUCCUGCUCCUGAAUUUAUCAGAGAAGAGACAUGACAUCACCAGACUGAACCCAAAGGUGCAGGACUAUGGCUGGCCUGAUCUUCAUGCCCCACCUCUGGAUAGGAUCUGUGCUGUAUGUAAGGCCAUGGAGACCUGGCUGACCUCUGACCCCAAUAAUGUAGUGGUCCUCCACUGCAAGGGAAACAAAGGGAAGACAGGGGUCAUCGUGGCAGCCUACAUGCACUACAGCAAGAUAUCAGCAGGAGCGGACCAGGCUCUCACCACACUAGCCAUGAGGAAGUUCUGUGAAGACAAAGUCUCCUCUUCCCUACAGCCCUCGCAGAACAGGUACAUCUACUACUUUGGUGGUCUGCUGUCAGGUACCAUCAAAAUGAACAGCAGUCCUUUGUUCCUCCACCAGAUCCUCAUCCCCUCAUUACCAAACUUCCAGGCAGGAGGAGGUUUCUAUCCAUUCCUGAAGAUCUACCAGUCUCUACAGCUGGUUUACACCUCAGGCGUCUACGAUCCCCAGACCUCCAGGGCAAGGAAGCUGUGUGUGACUAUGGAGCCAGCACUAUUAUUAAAGGGGGACAUUAUGGUAAAGUGCUACCACCGACGGAGCCGAGCAGCAGAAAGAGAGGUGAUGUUCAGGGUCCAGUUCCAUACCUGCACCGUUCACGGAGCCCAGCUGUGGUUUGGCAAGACUGAACUCGACCUAGCCUGCACAGAUGACAGGUUCCCUCCUGAUGCUACAGUCGAGUUUAUCUUCUCUAACGGGCCAGAAAAAAUGAAAGGUCGCGAAUACCGCAAGAAUGACGCCUCCAUUAAAGUGGACUACAACACUUCAGACCCUGUGGUCAGAUGGGAUUCGUAUGAGAACUUCAACCUGCACCACCAAGACAGUAUGGAAAAUAUCGCUCAUACGAGGGGCCCUCUGGACGGCAGUCUGUACGCCCAAGUGAGGAAGCGUCGUGGACCGGGCUCAACUGCCUCAGCAGCAUCACCCAACGGUUGCCUUACCAGUAGCCCAACAGUGAAGUCACAAGCUCCCAGCCGGCCCCAGACUCUCACCUACACCCCUGACUCCAGCCGUUCUUCAGUGCCCUCUGAUCAUUUGGAUGAUCCUUCUACAGCUCACCUUGAAAGACAAAACACUGACUGUUCACUGAGGAGUGGAGGAGAAGAUGAAACAAGACAGAAAUCACGAGGGAAAGAAAGGGAUAGAGAGACAGCGAUUUUAGAUGAUGGAGACCCGUCAAGCGCAGGGGGGUUGAGGCGAGAGCAUUCAUGUUGUGGUCGAGCAGGUACAAAGUGUGGCGAUGUGGGAUGGGAGAGGGAGAGAGAGCCCUGCCUCUCUAAUGGUCACUGUGUUGGACGUUGCAACAGUAUUAAAAAACAUCCAAAAAGUCAAACUCUGCCGGCCUUACCAUCCAAAUCUGUGUCCCCUCCUCCUCAUCUGACUCGUAUGGAACUCUGCCAUCGCCAUAGCUCCCACCCUUUACCAGAGUUACCAUGGGAACGUCCACCGCCAACCCCAGCCUUGCCCUGUCUCCACAGGCCAUGUUUCCCUUAUUCCUCUCCUGAACACCCACACCCACACAGUCAUACCCUCCCAGCCUCAAACAGACUCUGCAGUGGGGACGAUUGUCACCUCUUCCAUUAUUCUAGCCAUGCCCCAUCCUCUCAUCUCUCCCACCAAUCACUGCCCUCUAGCCCUUACAGGGAAAUGUUCUUCGGCUCUCCAACACCUUCUUCUGGUUGUCCCUGUCGUGAGUGCUCCAGCAGGCGAGAGCACCAGUCAGCCUCAGUCAGAACAUUCCACCCAUUGCACCCAAACCAAUCAGAAAACCCACACUGGCCCCAAGGAGCAGGGAUACAACAGACAAUAGAGGCGCCUCCUCUAUGGGAAAGUGAAAAUCCAUGGGAAGUGGCAAGAGAGGCAGAGUUCUGGCAGUGCAAAUCAGCCAUGCCAGCAUUUCGCAUCUGCCACUCCACUUUGGACCAGGGUCCAAACCCGGAGCAGCCUAGAUUUGCCCUCGUACCUCACCAAAGCUAUCCCAGUCCCCAGUCUCUGAUGGAUAUGCGGGAUGGAGCCAGCAGUGGGUACCACACCCCUCCACCUCCCCGCCACUCUUGCCCCUGCUCUCCUUAUCAGUCAUCUCCAGCCGAAAGCCACGAGAGUCGGGGUUACGCCUCAGGGUACCACUCUGGGUCAGCCUCUCCUCUGCCUGCUAGUAGCCCCUCUCCUGGAAGAGGCAGGCUGCCCGAAACCCCCUCUGUAGCCAGAGAACAACAGCAUAUUGAGCAUCACAAAGUGGAAAAGGCCAAGGUUGGUGUGGAGGAUGACAUAUCCCAGGGUUCAGAGGGUAAAUCUGACUCUAAUGGCCAGUCAAGCACCCCUGGACUUGACUCUGAUCAUGACUACACACUUAUUGGUAGCAGCAGCCCCACACACACAGAAGACAGUGUAAACGCUGAUAGCACUUCUCAAAGCCACGAAAGCUUUACACCUCUGGAAUCCAACACAAAUAGCAACAAAACUACCACACCAGUACUGACAGAAACCCCAACCCAAUCUUCCAACAUAUCCAUGAGCUCCACAGAACAAUCAAGUGAGCCUUCUCAGAGUUUGAGCUCUGAGGGUAUGAGUGGAGAAGCCAAGGUUACAGGAAAUGCAGAGGGUACUAAUCAGUUACAAACUUCAACCCAUGCCGCGAUCAUCAUCACCCCAGUCCAAGUGCAACUCAAUGGCUCGACCCUUCCUGGUAAUACCCCAUCUAACAGCAGCAAAGCUGUAUCCAUGAAUCCUUCUCCCAGUCUCAGUUCUACCCCCUCCACCACUUCCCCAAAUUCUCCCAUUGACUCCCCAGACAUUCAGUCUCCCCCUCAACGCUCUUCGCUGGCUACAGACGCAGCAGGACAAAGACUGACUCCGGACAGAGACAGCUCGGUUGACACCAAACCGCCAUCACCUGUGCCCGACGGAUAUCAUACACCAACCUUCCCCUUAGCAUCCUAUUACUACCCAUUACUAAAUGUCCCCCAUGUCCCAUACACCGGGUACACUGCAGUCACUAUCCCCGCCUUUCAGCCACCGCUCCCAGAGAAGAAACGCCUUUCAUCAACACCAGGAUCCCUGAAUGGACACAACUCUCUUCUCCGGGUCUCCUCAGCUCCUUCCCCAACGCACCACGUUAGUUUCUCCCCCUCUGUGGGAGAGCAAAGACGAGGGUCUGCGCAGUCCAGCAGUAAGGAGGAGGCAGAUAUCAGGGUCAAUGCAAAGUUUGUCCAGGACAGCUCCAAGUAUUGGUACAAACCAGGCAUCUCCAGAGACCAAGCCAUAGCUGUAUUGAAGGACAAGGAACCAGGAACUUUCCUCAUCAGAGACAGUAACUCCUUCCAGGGGGCCUAUGGCCUGGCCCUCAAGGUGGCCACCCCUCCUCCUAAUGCCAACAUCACUGGCAGCAAAGGGGAUCCCCUGGAACAGCUGGUGAGACACUUCCUCAUCGAGACUGGGCCACGGGGAGUGAAGAUCAAGGGCUGUCAGAAUGAGUCCUACUUCGGAAGUUUAUCUGCCCUGGUGUACCAACAUUCAAUCACUCCCAUCUCUCUGCCAUGUGCCCUUCGCAUUCCAGAAAAAGAUCUGGUCGGGGAGCUUCAAGAGAUGCAGAGUGCAACAAACACGAGCACAGCGGCUGACCUCCUCAAACAAGGAGCAGCUUGCAACGUGCUCUACCUGAACUCUGUGGAGACCGAAUCGUUGACGGGGCCCGAGGCGGUUUCCAAAGCAACCAAAUGCACUCUGGCUCUGAGUCCACGUCCCAUGGCAACAGUGGUCCACUUCAAAGUGUCUGCUCAGGGCAUCACUCUAACUGACAGCAAAAGAAGGCUAUUUUUCAGGAGGCACUACCCAAUCAGCAGUGUGACUUUCAGCAGUCUUGACCCCCAAGACCAGAGGUGGACUAAUUGUGAUAGCACGUCAAGCAAGAUGUUUGGCUUUGUGGCCAGGCGGACAGGCAGUGCUACAGAGAAUGUGUGUCACCUAUUUGCAGAGAUGGACCCUGAACAACCUGCUGUAGCCAUUGUCAACUUUAUCAACAAGGUUAUGUUGGGGCCACAGCUACGCAGAUGAAGAUUCAAGAGAAUUUGAAAACUCUGGACUAUUGGAGAUAUAGGGCAGAUAUUCAUAUGAUUCUUACAUAUUUUCAAUGAAGUGUGUUUGUAACUACAUUUGUGCAGGUGGCACCACUGUGCUCGGCCCUGUGAUUGUUUUUAUAAGAGAAUCCAGUUGUGAUAGCUCACUGCUUUGUGGGGCAAAGUGUUUAUAUGUCAGUUUACAGAGCAAACAGUUACAGAGGGAUAGUUUGAUAAGCCAAAGACUGACCUAACUUUGGUAACCAUUGCCAAAUGAGAUUCAAAGAACAGGUUUUUUUUGUUUUUUUUUUUUGCUGUUGAUACAGUCAUUGUCAUUUUAUUUGUGUGACAUUUGUUAUCAUGUUUAAAACAGUUCACAUGACAAAUUUUACAAACUGCAUGAUUGACAAUCCAUUUAGCACAGAUUGUUAUUUGUAUUUAAGUCUAGAAGCAAAUGAUAAAGAAGGUAGGUAAUCUAGCUGAAUGCAAGAGUCAUGUUUUAAGGUGGACAGUGGUUUUAUUGAAAAAUUCUGACCUACCGCAAUAUGAAGAGGAGUUAAGUAUGUGAUCAAAUGAAGAGGUUAUGUAUUUUGAUUAACUAACAGGAAGUGUAUUUGGCUACAUGUGAACUCUGCGGUUACAUACACAUUUGUAACAAUGAGCAUUUUGUUCUUGAUGCAAAUAUACUAUUAAGAGUGUAUUAUUGUUGGCAUGAUAACCGCAGCUGUAGAGAUGUCAAACGCAUUAUGAUAAACCGACCUACAGGACAGGUUAAUGAUUUAACAAAACACUAAGUAAAAGGAGGUCAGCUUUACUUCACAAAUGUUAUUCAAAAAAUUUUGACAGAUCAUGAAUAUUAACUUUCCUACAGCUAUAAAUAAGAAAAUCAAGCGUUGCUUUGUGAAGCUAAAAAUGUCAUGAAAUCAAAGGAUGUUCACAUCUGAGGAAAACUACAAUGUCUACAACCUUAGUAAUGUCAUUUUAAACAGAGGAAGUACAUCAAAGACUCUCCAUAUCACAAGCCAGUGUGUAAAAUUAUGCUGUCAAACAGACGUAACAUAUACAUACAUAUGUACACAGACACUUACUCUUAGUCCUGUUAUAUUUGCUUUACUCACAGGCCAUAGUUAACUAACCAAGAUCCUUGGCAACACAUUAGUGAAUUAUAUUUUAGAGUCAAGUUUCACUUUAAGCCAAAGACUUAAUUAUAAUGUAAAGAUAUUUUGAAAGUUCGAUUUUUUUUAACAGUACUUUUUUUGUUGUUUGGUAUUUGUGUGUUUUCUAUAAACUGAGACAGUAGAUGACUUCAGCACAGUUAUUAUUUUUCAUAAUGGAUUUUUAUGUAAAAGAAGUAAUAUAUUUUAGGCCUCUGUGGUGGAUGAGAAGGUGUAUGGUGUAUGUCAUAUUUGACAGGAAAUUAAAGUCAUUAAAUCAA